This is a messenger RNA of Vigna umbellata (rice bean), 1671 nucleotides long. RefSeq names its product glyceraldehyde-3-phosphate dehydrogenase B subunit (gene GAPB). Gene Ontology annotation, molecular function: NAD binding; NADP binding; oxidoreductase activity, acting on the aldehyde or oxo group of donors, NAD or NADP as acceptor. The record is from RefSeq and is a predicted model, not a curated record. Lineage: Eukaryota; Viridiplantae; Streptophyta; Magnoliopsida; Fabales; Fabaceae. Gene Ontology annotation, biological process: glucose metabolic process.
UCUUUUAUGACAAUCUGCAAAGAAUAAAACAAGAGGAGGAAAUGCAACUUUGUUGCUGAUAUAUACAUUCUGACACAGAGUUCUAGCACACCCUUGUUGCAGCCAUGGCCUCUCAUGCGGCUCUAGCUUCCACAAGGAUCCCCACAAACACCAGGUUCCCAUCCAAGGCUUCUCACUCUUUCCCAACCCAUUGCACCUCAAAGAAACUUGAGCUGACAGAAUUCUCUGGGCUAAGAUCCUCUUCAUGUGUCACCUACGCUAACAAUGCUAGGGAAUCUUCCUUUUUUGAUACCGUGGUUGCCCAACUCACUCCCAAGACCAAUGGAUCCACUCCUGUGAGAGGAGAAACAGUGGCCAAGUUGAAGGUGGCAAUCAAUGGUUUUGGACGAAUUGGCAGAAACUUUCUUCGUUGCUGGCACGGCCGAAAAGACUCACCCCUUGAUGUUGUUGUUGUCAACGACAGUGGUGGUGUCAAGAAUGCUUCACACCUGUUGAAAUAUGAUUCUAUGCUGGGAACAUUUAAAGCAGAUGUGAAGAUACUAGACAAUGAAACCAUCACCGUUGAUGGUAAGCCCAUCAAGGUUGUUUCAAGCAGAGAUCCUCUCAAGCUUCCUUGGGCUGAACUAGGAAUUGACAUUGUUAUUGAGGGAACUGGAGUGUUUGUGGAUGGCCCUGGGGCUGGCAAACACAUCCAAGCAGGUGCCAAGAAAGUUAUUAUCACUGCUCCUGCAAAGGGUGCUGACAUUCCAACCUAUGUUGUUGGAGUAAAUGAAGGGGACUACACUCAUGAGAUCGCUAACAUUAUAAGCAAUGCUUCUUGCACCACAAACUGUCUUGCUCCCUUUGUGAAGAUCUUGGAUGAAGAGUUUGGAAUAGUGAAGGGAACAAUGACAACCACUCACUCCUACACAGGAGACCAGAGGCUUUUGGAUGCUUCACACCGUGACUUGAGACGAGCCAGGGCUGCAGCACUGAAAAUUGUCCCAACCAGCACUGGAGCUGCGAAGGCUGUGUCUCUGGUGCUGCCACAGCUGAAGGGGAAGCUGAAUGGCAUUGCACUCCGUGUGCCUACACCCAAUGUUUCAGUUGUUGACCUUGUGGUGAAUGUUGAGAAGAAGGGUCUCACUGCUGAAGAUGUGAAUGGAGCAUUCAGAAAGGCUGCAGAGGGGCCAUUGAAAGGUGUUCUGGAUGUGUGUGAUGUUCCACUGGUCUCCAUUGACUUCCGCUGCUCUGAUGUUUCUUCCACCAUAGAUUCCUCCUUGACCAUGGUCAUGGGAGAAGACAUGGUUAAGGUGGUUGCUUGGUAUGACAAUGAAUGGGGUUACAGCCAAAGAGUUGUGGAUUUGGCACAUCUAGUAGCAAGCAAGUGGCCAGGAACACCAAAAGCAGGGAGUGGAGACCCAUUGGAGGAAUUCUGCGAGACAAACCCUGCUGAUGAGGAAUGCAAAGUUUAUGAAUAGAGGAUCGCCAUUAGCAGCAGCAACCCAUUUUUACUCUUUCUUUACCUUUACCUUGUGUUAAGCGUAUCAUGUGAAAAAGAAGGAUCUUUUUCAGACAGACAGUGUCUGAGGGCAGAUUUUCAAAGUUUAAAUUUAUCUGUAGCCAAUAAGUUUUGGCGUGAUUCAUGUUCAUGAAUACCACCCAUAUAUUGAUUCAUAUUGCAUUUCUUAA